This is a messenger RNA of Cladophialophora carrionii CBS 160.54, 1554 nucleotides long. RefSeq lists its product as uncharacterized. The record is from RefSeq and is a predicted model, not a curated record. The coding region runs from base 1 to 1554 and encodes 517 amino acids. NCBI's taxonomy places the organism in Eukaryota, Fungi, Ascomycota, Eurotiomycetes, Chaetothyriales, Herpotrichiellaceae. Gene Ontology annotation, biological process: transmembrane transport. Gene Ontology annotation, molecular function: transmembrane transporter activity. The transcript is spliced from 2 exons.
AUGGGCGAGGACAUGCCCGUCGGCGCAACCGCACCAACACAGAGCCGCUCACGUCAUGGAAACGAGUCGGAAGAGACCGACAUCGAACAGACGCCGUCCUCGCUGCCCAAAGUCGACGAUGCACCACCGGACGGGGGAUAUGGCUGGGUCUGCGUGGCCUGUUGUUUCUUCAUCAAUGCACACACCUGGGGGAUCAAUUCCUCGUACGGCGUAUUCCUCUCCUACUACCUGAACAACGAGUAUUUUCCAAACACAUCCGCCCUGACCUAUGCCUUCAUUGGCGGUCUCUCGAUAUCUCAGGCCAUGUUGGUCGCACCACUGGCCACACGCAUCAUCCACCUCUUCGGCACAAGAGCGUGUCUUCUGCUUGGCGUCUUCUUCGAGACCCUCUCUCUCAUCGGCGCCAGCUUCUGCAAGGAAAAGUACCAGAUUAUCCUGGCCCAAGGAUUCUGCUUCGGCUGGGGAAUGGGCUUCCUCUUCGUCGGCUCCGUCGGCAUCAUGGCCCAGUGGUUCACCAAGAAACGAAGCCUUGCAAACGCCAUUGCUGCCGCUGGCUCGGGCUGUGGUGGUCUGAUGUACUCGCUCGUCACUCAGCGCAUCAUCGACAAGAACGGACUGCCCUGGGCGUUCCGCGUCCUCGGCAUCUGUGUCUUCGCGGUCAACUUGACAGCAGCGAACCUGAUCCGCGACCGCAACAAGCAGACCGGCUCGCGGCACAAAUCAUUCGAUCUGAGCUUACUGCGCAAGCCGGAAUUUCUGCUCCUGCAAGGCUGGUCCUGGUUCAGCAUGUUCGGAUACACCAUCCUCCUCUUCUCGCUGCCGGCCUACGGUCGGUCCAUCGGGCUCAGCGCACAGCAAAGUUCCGUCUUGGGUGCCGUCCUCAAUGCCGGCCAAAUGGUCGGUCGCCCCUUCAUCGGGCUCUCCUCGGACCGCUGGGGCCGCAUCAAUCUCGCCACCUGCCUCACCCUCCUCUGCGGCAUCCUGUGUUUCGCACUCUGGAUCCCCGCCGAGACGGUCUCCUCACCCAUGGGACUGCUGUGUUUUUUCGCCGUCGUCGGCGGAGCCACGGCCGGCGUGUACUGGGCGACCAUUGCGCCCGUCGCCGCCGAGGUGCUGGGCCUGCAAGACCUGCCCGCCGGACUGAGCUGGACGUGGCUCUUGAUCGUCCCGCCCACGACGACCGCCGAGGCCAUCGCCCUGGAACUGAGACGCAGGGACACGCUCAGCUGGAUCUACCUCCCGCCCCAGCUCUUCACGGCCUUCAUGUACGUCGGCGGCGCGGUGUGCUUGUGGGUAGUCCGAGGAUGGAAGGUCGGCGACAUGCAGUGGCAGGCCAAGAUGGCCCGAGAACGAGAGCAGCGACAGCAAAGGGCGUUGCUGGAUGAUGAGAAGCCCCCACUCUCGGCAAACGGGACGGUCCAGGGGUCGAGUCCCCCAGGAGGGGCGCACGACGCCGAAGAUGUAGACGAGGUGGAGAUGAGGAAGUUUCGCUCAAGGCAGAUCUGGCGGCCGCGGAAUCUGUUGAGAAACAUGACCUUGUGGACAGUCGUCUGA